Sciurus carolinensis (gray squirrel) is the source of this 1236-nucleotide messenger RNA. RefSeq names its product immunity related GTPase M (gene Irgm). Gene Ontology annotation, cellular component: endoplasmic reticulum membrane. Gene Ontology annotation, biological process: defense response; cellular response to interferon-beta. NCBI's taxonomy places the organism in Eukaryota, Metazoa, Chordata, Mammalia, Rodentia, Sciuridae. Gene Ontology annotation, molecular function: GTPase activity; GTP binding. The record is from RefSeq and is a predicted model, not a curated record.
AUGGUCCCCAGCUUUACUGCAUAUUUUAAGAACCUGGUGACAGAAAACAAAAUCAUUUCUCAGGAAACCAUCAGUUUGAUAGAGUUACAACUGAGAAAAGGGAACAUUGAGGGGGCAACCUCUGCAAUCAAAAGUGUAUUAGAAGAAAUUCAUACUGCCCGACUCAGCAUCGCUGUGACAGGGGAGUCAGCAGGGAAGUCCAGUUUCGUCAAGGCCCUGAGAGGGGUUGGACAUGAGGGAGAAGAGGCAGCUCCUGUUGGGGUGGUGGAGACGACCACAGAGAGGACUCCAUACGAACACCCAAAUUUUUCCAACAUGAGAAUCUGGGACCUGCCUGGGAUUAGAGUCACUAAGUUCUGGCCAAAAGAUUACCUGGAGAAAGUAAAAUUUAGGGAGUAUGACUUCAUUAUUGUUUCUUCUACAUGCUUCAAGAAAAAUGAUCUAGAUCUGGCCAAGGCAAUCAAAAUGAUGAAGAAUUUUUACUUUGUGAGAACCAAGGUAGACUGUGAUUUAAAAAAUGCACAGAUAUCUAAGCCAAUGACCUUUGACAGAGAAAAAAUCCUGCAGCAGAUCCGAGAAUUGUGUAAUUUUAAGAAGAAAAACAUUGAUGAAUCACAAAUAAUUUUGAUAUCCAACUGUGAUUCAUCUAAGUAUGAUUUUCCGAUCUUAAAGGAUCUGCCUGUUCAAAAGCACCAUGAUUUUAUGCUUUCCCUUCUCAAUAUUACUGAAACCAUUGUAAGAAACCAGGAUUCUCAUAAGCAGUUUACCAGGCUAGAAGCCUUGAAGGCUAAAAUAUUGGCCACCUUGCCUAUGGAGGGCAUCACCAGUGACAAUGACGUGGAGAAGCUGCAGGCAGGCUUAAGCUACUAUUGAGUCCUUUUUGGUUGAGAUGAUGCGUCCUUGCAGAGUGUGGCUGAGAAUGUGUGUUCCUUUGGAUUUGUUGAAAAUCUCCAAAAUUUCUGGAGUUGUGCUCAGUACCUAGAGAUGUGGCACUUCUCCAUCGUGCAGCUCUUCAAUGUUGUAGGAUGCUUCAUCAGAAUCAGCAAGGAAGAGGACCUAAAAGGGCAAAGGGAUUGCACCACUUUCUAUGAUGUGAUGGUUCCAGUACAGCCACUCAACAUCUACAGGAAAAUGAGGACCCGAGUAGGGAAGAUUGCAGGAGCAGCCAACUAUCCAUCCUUUUGUUUUCCUUAUUGUCCUGGCAAAGACUACCAAUAUGAUGUUAAGCAGAAAUAG